AUGGUGAAAGGAUUAGAAGAAUACAUUGCUAUUCAGAUGUUGAUUGGAUUAUAUGUUACGUGUCAAGCAAUCUGGAUCAGAUAUGUGCUGGAAGAGAUUGAGUUCGAAGUGAAAAAAUCUCUGGUGGUGCAGAUCGACAACAAGUCAACCAUAAAUCUUGCGAAGAAUCCAGGUCUGCAUGGAAGGAGUAAGCAUACUGAGGCGAUAUUUCAUUUUCUUAUGGAGAAGUUACUUUUUAUGCGCAUAAAUGUUUAUAUAAACACAUGCAACGACGUUCUUAGCAUUAAGACUAAGAGAUUGAAGCAUAAGUUCUGUGUGAAAUUCUCACACAAUAAGCCACAGAAAAUGGCAUCAUUUGCAUAUAACUAUGGUUCAGUCUUUUUCUUUGUUCUCUUCUCUUUUGCUAUGCUUGACAUGCACGUAGCUAAUGAGGUUAAGGCUGUGCGAACAUUGUUCAUAUUUGGUGACUCAACUUUUGAUGUUGGAACCAAUAACUUUAUCAACUCAACUGCAAAAGCCAAUGUCCCUUAUUAUGGGGUUGAUUUUCCUUUUUCGAUUCCAACAGGAAGGUUUAGCAAUGGCCUUAACACUGCUGACCAAAUUGCUAAACAAUUUGGUUAUCAGAAGAGUCCACCACCAUUUUUGGCUUUGGAUAAAUCUCAAUAUAGUUCCAAGCUCAACAUUUUGAGGGGUGCAAAUUUUGCUUCUGCUGGAUCUGGAAUUCUUAGGCAAACAGGACACAAACAAUGGCAAGAAGUGGUUUUCCUUGAAAAGCAAGUUCAACAAUUUGCAGUGGUCCGUGAAAGUAUAAACAAACUAUUGGGAGAAUCAAAAGCUUCUAAUUUUGUUUCAAAGGCUGUGUUUCUGAUCAGUACCGGAAGCAAUGACCUCUUCGAUUUCGCAAGUAACAAAAGUGACAUUCAUUUUGGCGUAGAAGAAUAUUUCUCUAUUCUACAACUCAACUAUUUCUCUCAUAUAAGGAAUCUAUAUGAAUUAGGAGCUAGAAAGUUUGGUAUCCUAAGUGUUCCACCUAUAGGGUGUUGUCCUGCAGUAACCUCUUCCAAUGGAGGAAACUGUGUGAAGCCAUUGAAUGAUUUUGCUAUUGCAUUCUACUCAGCAACUCAAGCUGUUUUGCAAAAACUGAGUUUGGAGUUUGAAGAUUUUGAGUACUCUCUUGCAAACACUUUUGCAAUGACCACAGCCUUAUUAAACACUCCAUCUACAUUUGGGCUGAAUGAUACAAAAUCAGCAUGUUGUGGAAUUGGGAAGUUUAAUGGAGAGGGUCCAUGUGUGAAAGCCUUCAAUGCAAAUCUUUGCCCUAACCGUGAUGAUUAUUUGUUUUGGGAUUGGUUUCAUCCAACUGAGAAAGCUUCUGAGUUGGCAGCUGAGACUCUAUUUACAGGUGGGAAAGAGUUUGUGUUACCAAAAAAUUUUAGUCAGCUAAAUUGUUGA
Lathyrus oleraceus (garden pea) is the source of this 1452-nucleotide messenger RNA. Its product is annotated as GDSL esterase/lipase At4g28780. The coding region runs from base 1 to 1452 and encodes 483 amino acids. Gene Ontology annotation, molecular function: hydrolase activity, acting on ester bonds. The record is from RefSeq and is a predicted model, not a curated record. Lineage: Eukaryota; Viridiplantae; Streptophyta; Magnoliopsida; Fabales; Fabaceae. The transcript is spliced from 8 exons.